Anopheles aquasalis is the source of this 1145-nucleotide messenger RNA. RefSeq lists its product as uncharacterized. The record is from RefSeq and is a predicted model, not a curated record. Gene Ontology annotation, biological process: sensory perception of taste. Gene Ontology annotation, cellular component: membrane. Lineage: Eukaryota; Metazoa; Arthropoda; Insecta; Diptera; Culicidae.
UUAGCAUUGGAAUUGAAUGAAUGACAGACCCGGUAAUUAUUUUAUUAUCAUGUCCCUCAUCUCACAGCUCAGGAGGUCUCUGGGCUGGCAUGCGCGGUACUAUUGCGAUGUAUGACGAGGAUUCCCAUUGAACCCUUAGCUGGCUGUGCACGUGUGAAGUACGAUGAGGCAUUUCAAUUUGUUUUACUAUCUCGGUAUCAUAAACAUUCGUUACGACACAAAAACCCAGUCGUUCGUUCGCGACAAAGUUGCCAGUUUGUUCAAAUUCCUAUUACACUUGCUGUUGCCAAAUGCCGUACUGCUUUACGUGAUACUGAUAGGCAAGAGUGGCAUUUUGCUCACCGUUUCCUCUGUGCACAUGAUUGUGUUCUACGCCCGACUCGUUACUACCGUGGUGACGAUGGAUUACACUCUGCUCUUGAACUUCUACUCAAGCAGUGCACAGAUGGUUCUACUGAAUGAUUGCUUGGCCAGGAUUAAGCGCCGAAAAUCUGCAUCAUUCCGGGGAUCAACGAUCGUGCUGGUCCUCUUUUCCGUGCAUUACAUUAACUAUCAACUUAACCAGUACACCUAUGUGGUGCGGUUCAAUGAGGAGCUGCCGGAAUUUACGUUUUACGUGGUGUUUUACUUUAUCGAAAUGAUUACCGUCAUGGCUAUGCUGUACUAUGGCUGUGUUCUGGCUGCUAUCGAAUAUACCGUGGAGUUGGACUGUGCUGACCUGGCCAAUCGUGCGGAUGGCCGUGUCAUGUUUUGGUCGUCUUCACUAAAUCGUGACGAUCGAUGGUGGCGAGAGCUUCAGCGUUUGGAUGAGUUGAACAACCGGAAGAGGCAGUUUUGCCGAGCUUUUGAAUUCCAACUGCUCGCCGUUAUAGCAAAUACGUUUUUCGUCUCUGUCGCCAUGUUUUACGUUAAUCUUAACACAGUGCUUUUGGCGGCACACGAUCAGUGGAUCGCGGUUUAUAGUCGAGUGACGGAAUCGUUGGGAUUUUUCUCUCUCCUCGGUGCCCUACUCCUCACUUGCUACCAUGCUUCCGGUCUAAACGAACAGGUAGGAGAAGAGAGAAGAAGACGAAGACGAAGUCGGAUGUUCUGUUGAAACGAUCUGAUAUUUCAGGAAGCAAAGUUAGUGCAAAUCAUUGGACGAU